AUGCCACCAAAAAAGUCCAACAACGGAAAACGCAAAGCGUCAACCUCCCCAGACCCCAAAACCCAAUCUGGCAGAAUCUCCAAGCAACCCAGACGCCUCGGUAGACGAGUGCCACUCGGAUCUCCUCCAUCUCCUCCCGCAGCCCAACACCAACAAUUCCUCGAACUCCUCGAACCCUCCCCCAUCAACUCCAGCCCUCCACCCUCCUGGGCCUACCAAGGUCCCAAUCCUCGCGUCCCUCGCAUGACAGCACCUGGUACAUCCGACUUGCCACGUCUCCCCUACAGCACUCGCGGCAUGCACGACCAUAUCCCUCGCCAGGGAAUUCCAUACUGGGAAUUGAAUGAUUGGGUUUUUAGAAAUUAUGAUAAUCCGAGGAGCUUGGGGUUUAAUGCGCGGAAGGCGUUUAAUUUUGCGGUUAGGAGGAUUGCGGUCAGGGAUCGGGGCUUGUUGAUUGCGAGGAGAGAUGUGCUUGCCAGGAAUGAGACGCCGGAGGCGAGUGAGGAUGAGGAGCAGGAUGAGGAGGGAGAGGAGGAGGGAGAGGAGUACGAGGAGUAUGAUGAGGGGGGAUUUGAUGAGGAUGCGGACGACAAUGAGAGUUUGGUCAGGCUGCUGCGGUGAGGGAAGGCUGACGGAAGUGUUAUGUUUGAAGGCUGGAUGGGAGGAGGAAUUCUACAUUUGUAGAAUCUCGUUGGCUGUGGAUUUCUUCCUUCUCCUCUUGAAUUUGGUAUGAGUUGAUAUUGGUGCGCGAGUAAUAUGAUCCUGCUGCAAUUGCUUUUGAGCAACAAUUGAGUCGAGUGUGGUAGCGUACUUCAUUGUUCGCGGAACUGAUUUAUGUCCGAAUGCGGUAAAACUCUUCCUAGUAUUUUCCCUCGCUCCGGAAGCUGGGCGAUGAACGCCUUAAAAGACGACAACUAAUUUUCGCUGAUCUGUAGUUGUGUCGACAUGGACGUUGCGUGUGAGAGCAAGAUGCUAUAGCAAAUCUGAGCCGCAUAGCAGCUUCUGUGGUCAUCGGUAACAGUAUACUGCUUUUUCUGCACCAAUGUGCACUUCGACGCGUGUGCUCAGCAAUCCGGCGAGAUGUACAUGGUGCAACCAGUUCUCGUUACACCGCACUGCAAGCCUUGUGGCACAAGAGACAGCUCGAUCGGGAUCG
Messenger RNA from Cercospora beticola, 1156 nucleotides. RefSeq lists its product as uncharacterized. Lineage: Eukaryota; Fungi; Ascomycota; Dothideomycetes; Mycosphaerellales; Mycosphaerellaceae. The record is from RefSeq and is a predicted model, not a curated record.